GAUUCUUAAUUAAUGUUUGAGAGCUUUGUCCGUGAUUGCGGAAAGAAAAUUUCUGCAGUUCCCAAUGUCUCUCCUUCGUUGUUCCAGGCGCAUGGCAAAAAGAAAGUACAAAUUUCUGAGAUUGCAAAAUUCUUAUUGGCAAUUUUUUUAAAUAGAUACUUUUUCGUUUGCAGUAGAUGUUCGUAAAGGAUUUAAAAGAGUUUUUUGGUAAAGAAUUUUGUAACUUUACUGAUUGUGAGAAACACAAAAAGUGUUCGAGAAAACACUUAUAUUCUGUGUAUAUUAUUGUAUUCUCAGUUUGUUUCAUAUUGUUUAUAUUAUUGUAUUCUCAACAAAGUAUCAAGCUUUCGCGCGCGAGUCUCGUGACGGCUUUGGUCUGCGCGAUCUCGUGAUAAAAACUGAUAAAUAUAUUACCAGUGCCAUCUUCAAACAGACAGCGUAUAUUGUCCGCGUAUUAAUUUUUUUAUUAUACAAUGAAUUGGAAAAAAUAAGUGAUAAUGCGGCAAAAAUUGCACAAGUUUGUCGCUCUGCACAGUUUAAUUAUUUCUCGUCCUAACCUGCUAAAAAUUGCCAAGUACACAAACUCGAAUUGCGAUAUGGCAACGAACGCGAAAUUCGCAUCAGAGGUCAAAUCUGAUUUGAAGGAUAUUUUUCGCGCUGCCGUGAAAGCGGUGUCGCCAAAUGAGAUUGUAAGAAGGAAAGUAAAAUUUCGCGACAACACUUUGUACAUAAACGAGAAGAGUUUUCAUCUUCGGGAGAACGUUUACCUCGUCGGAUUUGGCAAAGCGGUUAUGGGAAUGGCGCAGGAGUUUGAAAAAUUACUUGGUAACGUUUUGAAAAAGGGUAUUGUCAGCGUACCGAGUGUGUCGAAGGAUGCCGUAUGGACGUCCGAAGACCCAUCUGACUUUCCUAAAUUGCACAAUAGCGUGAUAGACUAUCGCGAGGGAGGUGUCAACAAUCAGCCGGAUGUUAGGUCAUUGAACACCACGCACGAUAUUAUAGACUUGGUUGAAAAUCUGAAAGACACGGAUACUCUGAUAGUGUUGAUAUCGGGCGGAGGAUCCGCGCUGUUGUACAUGCCCAGACCUGUCCUCGAUCAGGACGACAAGCUCGAACUCUGUAAAAAACUUCAAAAUGCAGGUGCCGAUAUCACCGAGCUCAAUACAGUGAGAAAAAAGUUGUCUCUCGUCAAAGGCGGCGGUGUAGCGAGAAUGGCUUAUCCCGCGUCUGUGAUUACAUUGAUACUGUCCGAUAUCGUCGGCGAUCCUGUGGACCUGAUUGCCAGCGGCCCAACCGUUUACAGCGCAAAAGCGCCGGAAAAUGUUAUCGCUAUAUUAAAAAAGUAUCAUUUGUACGAAUCGUUGGACAGUAAUUUGAAGAAAUUUCUAUCGUCCAAAGAGACAUUUCGAGACACCAGACUAUUGACGCGGGCUAAACAGUUUAAACACGUGACGAACAUAAUCUUAGGAAACAAUACAACAGCUCUUGAAGCCGCAAGUUUAGAAGCGUUGCGAAAAAAAUGGACUCCAAUAAUAUUAAAAAAUGAUAUUACUGGAAAUGUGCAGGAUGUCAGUUUGGCGUAUGCUCGUGUAGCAAGUUUAAUUUGUCUCUUUUGGUCAAAGGAAUUGGAGAGAGAAGUGUUCUAUGACAGAAUGCGAACUGUGCCUGCGCUCCCGUUAACCGUUGAUAAAAUAGACGAAAUUUUUCAUUGUAUCACCAAUAACUUUGAUGGUCUACUUCUGAUUGGAGGAGGAGAGCCCACAGUUGUGGUAAGAGGUCAAGGAAAAGGCGGUAGAAAUCAAGAGCUGGCUUUACGUUUCUCAUUGGACUGGUUGGCGGAGAUUAAAAGUUAUCCGCAACUUGUUGACUUUGAUGUGAUAAUACUUAGCGGAGGAACUGACGGUCAAGAUGGACCUACUGAUGCAGCAGGUGCGUUCGGUUAUCCUGCCAUCGCACCAAUUGUGCAUGAUCUUUACGCAGAAGUCAAAUCUACAAUUGAUAGAAACAUUUUGACGCGAGAUCAAUGCAAAACCCAGCAAAUGAGUGUAUCAAAUACCAAAUUGCACGGACAAAAAAACUUAAAUACAACAGAAGUGUCUACUUCUGCUACGGGUGAUAGCAAUCAAAAUCUGGAUUGUUCGGUUUUAACAUUAAUGGAAGUAGAACGCAUGUUGCCUGAAAACACUUUGAAAGAGAACGACACUUACAAUUUUUACUCACGUUUCAAAAAAGGAGAGGACUUAAUAAAGACAGGAAUUACAGGAACCAAUGUUAUGGACUUGCAUCUUAUUUAUAUUAAAAAACGUCGUUGUCGGUGCGAACAUGAGCUUAAGUCUCUGGACAAAUCAGAGAGCAAAACAGAUGGUUUGGAUGCGCAUGACUUGCAUAUAGAUAAAACGACCAUCGAGAAGUACAAGACUAUACGUGCAUCUUCUAAAUCUGUUGAAGAUUUUCUGCAAACUCUACACUUGACUGUCAAAACUGAAGAGAACGAACCAUUUCUUAAUAUAAAGAUUAUAGAUGACAGUUUUACAGAGCCUUGUUGUAAUAAAAAGAAAACAUGAGCUUGAUCAGGCAGAAAAUUAUAUAAAGAACAUAUGUAUAUAAAACUCAUUAGGUCCAUCUUCUUCUUCCACACGAAAGCCAAAUUCAUCAAAUCUAAAGCGACCCAACACUUAUAAGCACAACUUCAGAAGAAUCUUCUGUGUUAUUUCAAGUGCAUAAAUUUUACCUAUAUUCAGGCUGCGAAUUUGGAUCGUCGGGUUGAUUCAAUUUAGCUAGAAUGUCUUGUGGCCACAUGGAUGGAGUUAAGGCUGAA
Messenger RNA from Pseudomyrmex gracilis, 2818 nucleotides. RefSeq names its product glycerate kinase. The record is from RefSeq and is a predicted model, not a curated record. Gene Ontology annotation, cellular component: cytoplasm. NCBI's taxonomy places the organism in Eukaryota, Metazoa, Arthropoda, Insecta, Hymenoptera, Formicidae. Gene Ontology annotation, biological process: protein phosphorylation. The coding region runs from base 498 to 2564 and encodes 688 amino acids. Gene Ontology annotation, molecular function: glycerate kinase activity. The transcript has 3 exons.